Messenger RNA from Hypanus sabinus (Atlantic stingray), 4450 nucleotides. RefSeq names its product protocadherin-8-like. Gene Ontology annotation, molecular function: calcium ion binding. Bases 636 to 3656 code for a protein of 1006 amino acids. Gene Ontology annotation, cellular component: plasma membrane. The transcript is spliced from 4 exons. The record is from RefSeq and is a predicted model, not a curated record. Gene Ontology annotation, biological process: homophilic cell-cell adhesion. NCBI's taxonomy places the organism in Eukaryota, Metazoa, Chordata, Chondrichthyes, Myliobatiformes, Dasyatidae.
UUAUUGAAAGUGUUAAGUUCUUUAUUUUAACUGCAAUUUGACAAAGUAGUAACAUCAUAGUAAAGUACAACACAUCAUGUCGAUGUGCAAUAAAAGCAAGACACAGAACAUCUUGAUUCUGGUAGUUGCAGCUAACUCGUUUGCAGAAAUCAUAUUACUAAACUGGAGUAUCAAUAGUUACGUUAAUCUAUCUAUAUAAUUCUAUCACUGAAAAAUGAAUUUCCUGAAAGAGUAUACUAAAUUUUUCGUGGUCUUUCUCGUUACCUUUUCAAAUAGCACUCAUUGUUCAUAUUGCUGCCUAAAAUAAAUUAAAUCCAGUUUCACAGCAGGCUCAUCAACUCUUAACAUUUGGGAUUUGUUAUAUAAAAUUUGUUGGCCCUGGAUGCUGCACAUGUCUCGAACAACAAAAAACAAACAGCAUUUGGUCGCCUUUGGAGGAUUUGGAUUGGCCAAUAGUCUUCCUAUUUGCAUGCAAUGGCCAAUAAAAUGCUUGCGGGGCCCAGACUUGCAGUCACACUCAGGGGUACUUCAAUGACAGUUCGUACCCAUUUGUUAAUAGGGGUGCACCGUGACAAGAGUUCUCUUCACUGCCAAGAAUUAGUUCAAGAGUUCAUUAGUGGACCCCCGAAUGUACGAUGGUCAGUGAGAGGGUUAGAAACAACUUUGUUGCCCCAGUAACUGGGCCAUUAUCCGGACUCUCUUGCUAUCUCCUCCUAGUACUUUUAACCACCCCGAGAGCCGACGGCUUAACAGCCAAGUACUCCAUCUCCGAGGAGGAGCCGCCCGGCACCGUGAUCGGAAACCUGGCGGCAGACCUGCAGCUGGAAGCGGCGGGCAGCUUCCGCCUGAUGCAAAAGUCCAACUGGUCUCUGGUGGAAGUCGGCGAGAGCGACGGGCAGCUGACGGUCGGGGGCCGCAUCGACCGGGAGCAACUGUGCCGCCAGCAGUCGGGAGCCGAGCCGUGCCUGUUGCUCUUCGACGUGGUGAACCUGUCCGGGGACAAGUUCCUGCUGAUCCGCGUCGAGGUGCGAGUGCGGGACAUCAACGACCACGCCCCCGAGUUCGGGCGCUCGGAGCUGCGGGUGGAAAUCAGCGAGAGCUCGGCGCCGGGCACUCGCGUCCCGCUGGAGGCGGCUCUCGACGCCGACGUGGGCGCCAACUCGUUGCAGAAGUACCGGCUGUCGCCGAGCCGCCCUUUCGCGCUGGAGCUUCGCCGCGGCGCCGACGGACUCGCCCACGCCGAGCUGGUGCUGGUCGAGGCGCUGGACCGCGAGAGCCAGGCCGAGUUGGUGCUGCAGCUGGAGGCCGAGGACGGCGGCGACCCGCCGCGGACAGGGGCGGCCCUGCUCCGGGUCCGGGUGCUCGACUCCAACGACAACGGCCCGGCCUUCGAGCGCAGCUCGUUCGCGGUGGAGCUGCGGGAAGACGCGCCGCCCGGCUCGCUGCUGCUCCAGCUGGAGGCCGCCGACCCCGACCUGGGCCUCAACGGCGAGGUGGUCUACAGCUUCAGCCCGCAGCUGCCCGCUGCCGUCCGCCGCCUCUUCCGCCUCGACGCGCAGACGGGCCGGCUGAGCCUGGCCGGGCCGCUGGACCGAGAGAGCAGGGCGAGCUUCCAGCUGGAGGUGCGCGCCCACGACCGCGGGGUCCCGCCGAGCGCCGCCGCCGGCUGCACCGUCACCGUGCGCGUCCUCGACGUCAACGACAACGCGCCCGAGAUCGGCAUCGCGCCGCUGGCCCCGGGCGGCGGCCUGGCCUACAUCAGCGAGGCGGCGGCGCCGGGCAGUCUGGUGGCGCUGGUCAGCACCUCGGACAGGGACUCGGGGGCCAACGGCCGCGUCUCCUGCUCGCUCUCCGGGCACGAGCACUUCGAGCUCCGGCCGGCCUACGGCUCCAGCCACAUGGUGGUGACGGCGGCGCCGCUGGACCGGGAGCGGGCCGCCCAAUACAACCUGACGCUGCUGGCCGAGGACCUGGGCGCCGAGCCGCGCCGCACCGUGCGCACCCUCACCGUGCGCCUGACCGACGAGAACGACAACGCGCCCGCCUUCUCCCGCCGCCUGCACCGAGUCUCCGUGCUGGAGAACAACCAGGCCGGCACCUACCUGACCACCGUGGUGGCCCGCGACCCCGACCUGGCCGUCAAUGGCCGGGUCACCUACCGCUUGCUGGGACCCGGCUCGGCCCUGGCCUCGGUAGACCCGGCCAGCGGCGCCAUCUACGCGCUGCGCUCCUUCGACCGCGAGUCGCUGCCCGAGGCCCAGCUCUUGCUGCAGGCCACCGACGGCGGUUCCCCGCCGCUCAGCAGCUCGGCCACCGUCCUCCUCACCGUGGCCGAUCGCAACGACAACGCGCCGGUCAUCACGCACCCGCCGCCGCCGGGCAACGGCUCGUCGUGCGUCAUCACGCUCCCGCGCGACGGCGGCGCCGGUUACCUGGCAACGCGCGUGCGGGCCCGGGACGCCGACGAAGGGGUGAACGCGAAGCUGAGCUUCCGGCUGCUGAGCGGCGCCCAGGCCGGGCUCUUCACCAUCGACAGCGGCAGCGGCGAAAUCAAGCUGGGCCGCCGGCCGCUCGGGCUCGGGCCCGGGGCCCUGCGGCUUGUCGUGGCCGUCAGUGACGGCGGCUGGCCCGCCCUGUCCGCCACCGCCACACUGCAGUUCGCGGUGGCGGCGGCCGAGGCUGACGGGGGCAACGCGCCGCUGCGGCCGGAGAACCGGAGCUGGGACACAUCGUUAGUGGUCAUCGUGGUGCUGGCAGGCGGCUGCGCGGCCCUACUCAUGGCCAUUGUCGGAGUGGCGGCUACAUGCCGGAGUGGCGGAAAGGGGACCAAAUUCGCAGAGACUGUCCCGUUGCCCAAAGGUCGGCAGGCUGACCUCUCGGGAGGCCGCCGGCGGGAGGAAGCCACCGACCAGAGGGACAGCGAGCUUGCAGUAGGUGCCUCGCUACUGAAUUUGGCUCCUUCCCCGGUCAAGGAUGAACUGGAAGUUGGUGAUCCUCGCAGUUCCAAAGAUCCGAGCAUCCUUGAGGCGAAUCCUAAAGUCACCGGAGAGAGCUUGAUAUUGGAGUCUAAUCUUCAUCAUGGAACCUUCUGUGCAGUUACCAUUCACCAAGACAGAAAAUCCCAAGAUGUAUUUAGUGGAAAAGACAGCGGAAAAGGUGACAGUGACUUCAAUGAUAGUGAUUCUGAUAUAAGUGGAGAUGCAACGAGAAGAGGAAAUCUAGCUAUUGAUCAAAGAGAAAAUGAACUAUCCUGUCUUGAAGAAAACCAAUUGCCUUGUAGUUCUGCUCCACGUUAUAACUUAAUAUCUGAAAUGGAAGAGUGCAGCGACUUAUCUCCUCAGCUCAAACAGAGCUAUAUGGUUGCUUAUUCUUCAAUUCCUACUGCAUUCUUACAUUCAUCAUGUUCUACAGCAAAAUCAGUUCUACAAGAUCACCCCUUGAAAUGCACUCACCAGUGUGGUCAUACAUCAAAGUCAGGACUUCAGACGUCUGAAAUGGUUCUUUCCAGUGAUUCUAGAAGAUCAGUACAUCCCUUUUGCCAACCAGUGAUGCAAACACAUAAUAAAACAAAUUCUUCAGCACAAGGCACUAAUGGACAAAGAUACCAAACUAGGUAUCUUAAUAUGGAACUCUCUGAAGUGGCAACUUCAUUUUGAACUAUUGACAAUAUUUUAGUUAUCCUUGUCAUUGUUCAGCCAAAUAUUGUCCUAGUAUUGAUAUCACUGUCAUUAAUUUGUCAUUAAGUUUGUUCAAUUUUCAUGUUUUAAAAACCAAAUGGGAGGGAAAGUUAACCAGACAAUGUGACACAUUGAAGUUUGACAUUUGCAUUGUGGAAAUGGUUGGUGUGGGUAAUAAUUAGUCUGAAUAAAAUGAUUAGAAUAACAUGAAAGAAAUCUUGAUCUGUGGAUUUUCUUUCAUUCAAGUUGCUAAUUUGGUUUUCACAUGUAAUGUUUGUAAAUCGUGUAAUUCUUGCACAAUGUUGGUGCUCUUUCUGUAUAUAGUUUUGUAUAUAGUUACAACAUUUAUCAGCAUCAUUUACUUUGAUAAUUGGACACACGGGCACACAAUAAAUGGUGCAGCAAUGAUUUGGUUUUAAAAAGUAGAAAGUAAGAGAUGUUUUUCAUAGUUUUAAUUUAAGUGGUGAAUGCCAAUUCUGUGUGCUUAUCUUUAAUUCAAUGCCAAGCAUUGUGUUCAGUAAAAUGGAAGAUGCUGAGCAGCUGCAAAGCUUAUUUUUCCCUACUCAGAGGGAGCGGGAAAAAUGGAAGAGUGCAGCCAAUUCUUCUCUUGCUGUUCUAAUAACACCACUUGUUUUACUAUACCAAUAGAAAAAUUUAAUAGGGAAACAAGAGGUUUGGGCAAUGGGUGAAGUUCUUAAGAACUCUAAACUUAUUUGUUAAUGGUCCAAAUUAAAAAUAAAUUCUUUUGUAAAUAAAUGUCAUUAUUUAAGAUA